Messenger RNA from Eublepharis macularius, 650 nucleotides. It is a transcript of the gene S100A5, whose product is annotated as S100 calcium binding protein A5. The transcript is spliced from 3 exons. Gene Ontology annotation, cellular component: cytoplasm; nucleus. Bases 310 to 591 code for a protein of 93 amino acids. Lineage: Eukaryota; Metazoa; Chordata; Lepidosauria; Squamata; Eublepharidae. The record is from RefSeq and is a predicted model, not a curated record. Gene Ontology annotation, molecular function: calcium ion binding.
ACCAGCAAGGAAAGAUCAGUCAAUCAAAUCCAAGAUCCAGAUACAAGAGAAGGAGAAUCUUAAUCCAGAUUGUGUCAAGGCUGAAAACAACCCGAAGGAAAGGGGAGGAGGGCAGGAGCAGAGUGGUCUCUUGAGAUAGAUCCUGGCAACAACGUAAGACCAAACAAUUUCCUUCAGCCCUUACUGCAUGCAUCCGUCCCUGGGGAUAUGCACCGAAGAAUAUCCGAGAGAGAGCAUGCACCACAUUCUGCUUUGCCUUUCAAGGUCAUAGUCCACAUUUUUGCAUCCGAUCCUGCCUAGCUGUUCAUAAUGGAGACGCCCCUUGAGAAAGCCCUGGCUACCUUGGUGUACACCUUCCACAAAUAUUCCGGGAAGGAAGGAGACAAAUUUACCCUCAGCAAGAUGGAGCUGAAGGAACUGGUGAAGAAGGAGCUUGCUUUGGGAGAGAAGAUGAAAGACAGUGGAAUCGACAAGCUCAUGGGGACUUUGGACAAGAACAACGACGACGAGAUCGACUUCAAGGAGUACACAGGCUUUCUCUCCGCCCUCUGCAUGACUUACAAUGAUUUUUUCCAGCAAGAUGCCAAAUAGAGGAAGAUCAUGCCAUCAGCUCAGGGCCUGCAUCAUCAAGACGCAGCUUUAAAUAAAGA